Messenger RNA from Aureobasidium subglaciale EXF-2481, 686 nucleotides. RefSeq lists its product as uncharacterized. Bases 280 to 648 code for a protein of 122 amino acids. The record is from RefSeq and is a predicted model, not a curated record. NCBI's taxonomy places the organism in Eukaryota, Fungi, Ascomycota, Dothideomycetes, Dothideales, Saccotheciaceae. The transcript has a single exon.
AUUCGCGAACGAUGAGCGCAUGAUUUCUUGACCAUCAAAGUGACUUGAAGCUUCGAAGGCAACAUAACUAUUUACAUGCAUCUCACGCUGCUUCACUGUCUCCUGUGCCUUGCAACUCUGUUCAGUAUCGUGAUCGGCUCAACUCACAAUCAGUUCCAUUUCAAAGAAAUGUCGCGAUCAUUGAACGGCAUGUAGAAUGCAUCUCCAGAAGGCCUGCUCGACAAGCACUUACAAGAUGCAGUUCUCUCCAAGCCAUUGGCUAUCCACUCUACCAGUCCUAUGACUGGCUAUCUCAGGAAUGGAUACUGCGAGGUUCCUGCGUCAGAUGCUGGCAACCACGCCAUCGCUGCAGAGGUCUCUGACGAAUUCCUCAAGUUCUCAGCAGAGCGCGGAAACGACUUGCGCCAAAUCGGACUCAAGGGAGGCUGCAAGUGGUGUCUUUGUGUAUCACGUUGGAAGGAAGCUUUCGACGCCAGAGGCAAGGAAGGUGAUAAGAUUGUUCCCAAGUAUGUCAAAAACAGGCUGGACCAAGAUUGCAUGAAUACUAAUCGCGGCCAUGCCAGGAUCUUUUUGAACGCUACCAACGAAAAGGCCCUCGACAAGGUAUCGCUAGACGACCUCAAGAAGUUUGCCGUUGACAAAGAGUAAGCGCACUUGCGCAGGCGAAAUGAGAUGAUGACCAAGAA